Molecule: messenger RNA, 5977 nt
Organism: Onychostoma macrolepis
Lineage: Eukaryota; Metazoa; Chordata; Actinopteri; Cypriniformes; Cyprinidae
Gene: rbms2a
Product: RNA binding motif, single stranded interacting protein 2a
Exons: 14
Coding region: 124-1320 (398 amino acids)
Cellular component (GO): ribonucleoprotein complex; nucleus; cytosol
Molecular function (GO): poly(U) RNA binding; poly(A) binding; mRNA 3'-UTR binding
Source: RefSeq, a predicted model, not a curated record
AGAGAGAGAGAGAGAGAGAGAGAGAGAGAGAGAGAGAGAGAGAGAGAGAGAGAUCGAGAUCCCGCCUGAACUUCCUCUGACUGACGUCAGCCUCGCCGCUCCGGACACCGCGCUGAGAAAAAAAUGCUGCUCUCCGUAGCGCCAAGGACGGGAAUCAACCCCUACAACGGAUACAACAGCAGAAACAGCAAAAAGCAAGCCUAUGUGUCCUCCAGCCACCAGAUGGCGCUGCCCAGUCUCAAUACCAACAGCAGCAGCGCGAGUAGUGCGGGAGGCGGGGAACAGCUGAGCAAAACCAACCUUUACAUUCGUGGACUUCAUCCGGGGACCACUGACCAAGAUCUGGUCAAGCUCUGCCAACCGUAUGGAAAGAUUGUGUCCACCAAGGCUAUUCUGGACAAAACUACCAACAAGUGCAAAGGCUAUGGCUUUGUGGAUUUUGACAGUCCUGCAGCAGCACAGAAGGCUGUGACAGCGCUCAAGGCCAGCGGGGUUCAAGCUCAGAUGGCCAAGCAACAGGAACAGGACCCUACCAACCUGUACAUCUCUAACCUGCCCGUGUCCAUGGACGAGCAGGAGCUGGAGGCCAUGCUCAAAUCCUUCGGCCAGGUGAUUUCCACACGGAUCUUACGGGAUGCCAACGGAACCAGCAGAGGCGUAGGAUUUGCAAGGAUGGAAUCCACAGAGAAAUGUGAAGCCAUCAUUCAGCAUUUUAAUGGAAAAUAUAUCAAAACCCCACCUGGAGUGCCAGUACCUACAGAACCGUUGUUAUGCAAGUUUGCUGACGGAGGACAAAAGAAGCGACAGAACCAGGCAAAGUACCUACAGAAUGGUCGACCCUGGGCUAGAGAUGGUGAAACGGGAGGAAUGACGCUCACGUACGACCCUACGGCCUUACAGAACGGGUUUUAUUCUCCUCCGUACAGCAUCGCUCCAAACAGAAUGAUCACUCAGACCUCUCUGUCUCCAUACAUGCCCUCACAAGUACCAUCCUACCAGGUGCACAGCCCGUCCUGGAUGCAUCAUCAGUCGUACCUCAUGCAGCCCAGUGGGGCCGUUCUGACUUCAGCUAUGGAUCACCCGAUGUCCAUUCAGCCCACGUCUAUGAUCGGACCCCUGACCCAGCAGCUCGGUCACCUGUCGCUCGGCAGCGCUGGCACGUAUAUACCUAACGCAGCUAUGCAAGGAACGUAUAUCCCUCAGUACACCCCAGUGCCUCCCUCUAGUGUUACAUUAGAGGAAAACAGUGGACAGCAGCAGCAGGUUUCCAUGGAGACGCCUUCAGAACACACUAAUUAUUCCUAUCAACACAGCAAAUGAAGCUACGGUCCUCUGGAGGUGCUGCACCGUGCUGUGGACAGUGGGAAUCUCUCAGAGAGAUUUGCGGAUUACCACAGACAAAGAGUACCAGAGGGAUCCGGAUCACAAAAGGAACGUGUAUCUUUUGUAGGACAGAGACAAAAAGGACAUCACUCAUCUUUUGUUCAACUCCUCUCUCUUCAGGAGUCACUCAGCCAACGGUGGGAGUCUGUGCAAAAGAACUAUCAAUCUUUCAUCUAUUUUGAUAACAAAACAGAAAAAAAAGUGUAAAAAACAAUGUUGAUUUAGAAAAGUGUAAGGAAAACACAAUGUGUUCUUUUAUGCACGUAAUGGCAAAUUCUUAUUUUUAAGAACUAAUUCUUUAAUAUGGGAGGAUCAAAAAGAAAAAGUUAAAAAUGAGUCUUUUGUUUGUAAAAUAUGCAACUUUUUUUAAGAUUUGUUCUUUUGUUUUUUUUCUUCAGAUAGCAGCAGUAAGAUAUUUUGUACAGAUUAAUAUGCAAACAGUGCAUUUUGUUUGUCCUGUUUUUGAAUUUGAUGUUCGAUAUUUAGGUGUUUUGGUGAGAGAACCAUUUAAAGCCACUUCUUCAUGCAGCGCCAUUUUAAGAAUCUUCCAAGAAAUAGUGAUGAAAUCACUCUAAUUCAAUCUUCACUUCUCUGAAAGCAACAGACAAUCAUUAACUUAUUAUUUAUUACAAAGUUUGGUGCAUAGCAAGGCAAUAAAGCUUUGUCUUUGAAGUUCACAUAAAAUAUUAGAUGCAGAAAUAGCGAUUCUCCAGUUAUGUGCUUUCUUAUUAAUUAGUAAUGAAAAUGAAUCCGAAUUUUAUAAAAAGGCAUUUUAUGAGGGGCAUUUUAAAUCUAAUGAUUACCUGUGAAACAGUUUGUGCCUAACAUUACAGUGUUCAGGAUCAAUUCCUUUUUAUUUAAAAUUUGAAAAUGUAAAAAAGAUUUUAGAAAUUAUUUUAAAAUUCUGUAUCCUCUUGAUUCUGUAGCUAAAAUGAGAGAUAGGACUGAUUUAUUUUUAAUAUUAUUUUUUUUUUUUUUUUUUUUUUUUCGAUGUAUAUACAGUAAUGACACCAAAUAUUUCAGGUUUCUGAAAGCUGUUUUUUGUGAUUUUAAAUGUGCAUUGUAAUGCACAUAGUGUUUCGUACAUAUGGGUUCCAUUGGCUUACAGUACAGGAGUCUCGAGGAAGUGACUUUAAGUGGUUUGUUAAUAUCAAAAAUAGUUCAAAAAAGUGAUGAUAACACAUGACUUGAUGAAGUUUCUCAAUACCACACUGCUAUCACUCUUCUUCAUGCUGUAGUAAAGCAGACAGUCAGUCUGGUUGGAAGACUUGAAAGAAAGCUUCACCUUUGUUAUUUAACAAACGAUUUGAAUCCAUCAAACACAUGCAGUAGGAGAAUAUAAUCAUGAAAAGGGAAGAAAUUCAAGGCAUUUGGUUUUUAUUUGGCCUACGUGUUAUGCAGGUUUUUUAUAUCAAUUUUGUAGAUUAUGAACAAAAAAAGUAACAGUGUACCUUUUAAUUUUUUGUUUUUCUUAACUUUCUGCUAUGAAGUUUAUUUUUACUACCAUAUUGACUUUUUUCUUUAUUUAAAGGAAUAGUUCACCCAAAAAACAAAAAUUUGCUGAGAGAUGUAGAUUUGGAGAAAUUUAGCAUUACAUUCAGUGAAUGGGUGGCGUCAGAAUGAGUCUAAAUGGCUGAUAAAAACUUCACAAUAAUUCACAAGUAAUCCAGUCCAUCAAUGAACAUCUUGUGAAGAGAAAAACUGUGUGUUUGUUAAAAAAAAAAAAAAUCUAUCAAGAUGUUUUUAUCUACAAACCGUUGCUUCCGGCUGAAAUAAGAGUCCAUAAUCCAUAAUAUUGCUUUCUCCAGUUAAAAUCUCAUAUAAAUAAGGACAGAAAUCUGCACAGAUCGAUCACCAUCUACAAGGAAACCGUCCAAAACAGCUCUAAACUAAUAUGUGGGUGGAUGUUAAUGUAAAAGGAAAACAGGGUAUGGACUUAGCGUUAUUAAAGUGAUGGACUGCUAUUUUGGUCGGAAACAUUGGUUUGAAGUUAAAAACUUUUUAAUGAUGGAUUUGUUUCCUACAAACACACAGCUUUUGUCUUCUCAAGAUGUUAACUGAUGGACUGAAGUGGUUUGACUGACUUGAUGUUUUUAUCAGCUGUUUGGACUCUCAUUCUGACGGCACCCAUUCACUGCAGAGGAUCCAUUGGUGAGCAAGUGAUGCAAUGACACAUUUCUCCAAAUCUGUUCCCAUGAAGAAACUCAUCUACAUCUUAGCUGGCCUGAGGCCUGUAUUUUAUUUUUUAGGAUGUUUUGUAAAACAAGACCAAAAAGCCGCUUAGCACACUGAUGUUUUGCAGCGUGUCACGGCGACGUGUCCUCAUCGGGUUGUGUGUUAUCGUGGCUUUGGUUCUGUACAGUGCAGAGAUUUGUAGAAAUAUCUUCCAAACGGUGCUGGGGUUAUACAUUAGACAUGUAUAGUAGGAAAAACUGUUAUAUGGAACAGACGGUUAGGAUCAAGAAGGACAGAAGCAGUUCUUCAGCGCGUGUAGUCGCUAUCUUCCUUCAUGCUGCUGUGUUUUUUAUGAUUUGUUUUCACUGAUGUGUUUUGUUUUAUCUUCCAAGUGAGAUUAGCUGUAGUGUUUGGGCAAAGCUUUACUUUCUGAAAACUUUUGAGAUGUGUGUAUUGGUUGCUGUUCUUUUUUAAAUCCCAGAUUAAUAGGAUUUUUUUAUAUUUUUGUGUGCAAAGGAAAGACAUUUUCUUGAGUUCUUCUCUGUGCUGUUUGUUGUUUUACUUGAAAUGUACUGUCUUGGUCAAUCAUGAUGCACUUCUAAAAGAAUUUGAAUAUCUAAAAUGAAACUUUUUGAUAUCAUGAAUGGAAAAAAAAAAACAGUGUUCACUCAUGAGUUGUUUUUGUACACUAAAACAUACCAAUAUAUGUUAUAAAUGUUUUUUCACUCUUAAAAAUAAAGGUGCCAUAGAAGAACCCUUUUUUGUCUAAAUGGUUCCAUAAAGAACCUUUGACUUCUGAAGAACCUUUCUGUUUCACAAAAGGUUCUUUGCGGUGAGAGAAGGUUCUUCAGAUUAUAAAAAAAGUAAGAAAGAGAUGGUUCUUUGACUGAUUGUUUUUUUUUUGUGGAACCAAAAACAGUUCUUCUAUGGCAUCGCUGUGAAGAACCUUUUAAGCACCUUUAUUUUUGAAAGUGUAGAAAGAUUCGCUCUUCUAUAGGAUAGAAACUCAAGGGCUUAUAUUAUAGAACACUAAAGACACUUGAUGCAGUUGUUACUUCCUUCGUUUGAGGGCUUCCUCUUGGUGCAUUUUACAUUUUCUGAAUGUAAAGCCAUGACUUUGAUCUGAAAACUAUUAAAUGGUUUUCAUUAAGAGACUCUUCUCCAUCCAUAAACAUAGCUGCUAGCUUGAUUACCUUCUAGGAUAGUUUGACCUUACAUUCAAAGAAGUUGUGUUAUUGAAACUGAUCAAUACCUCUGUAACAGUUUUCCUUCACUCAGGCUGAAAUUCAAACUAUUGGCAUCUUUGUGAUACACUUGUCUUCAGAUUCCCAAAGAAUGGAUUCAUUCCGGCUACCAAAGAUAGCUACGCCACCAAGAUACAACAAUCUCAAUUGUUUCCUAUUAAAAAAUGUACUACAAUAAAUCCAUGCGAGUAAUUAAGGAGCUGAUGAGUUUGUUGGUUACGGCAAAGGAAAUGUUUUUUCCUUUGGCAGAAUCACCUUUUUCCAUUACUUUGACUUCUCAUCCUUUGCCCACCUUUUCAAUGUGAUUUUACUGUCGAUGUUUUAAGUCAAAUCUUCUGUACUAAAGUAAUUUCUCAAGUUAUACCAUGCAGUUCACCUCAUGAAGGAAAAUGGGAUUUAUUUUGGUUGUCAAACUGAUAAAUCGUUUCGUCCAUUUAUUAACACAAAACAUUAAACAUGGUUUUGAAACUAUGAAAUGAUGUGUCGGUUUUUAUUCAGAUUGAUUACAUAUAUCUAAAUUAUUAUCAAUGAUCUACCAUUUUCAACAGCUGGGAUGAUGCUGAAUGUGAAAGUCGGUACUCUGUUCUCAUCGAUCAGUUCAGAUUUUCAAAGAAGAGCUGCUAAUUGUUCAAAGAGCUCAUUUCAUAGUUUCAAAAUGUAUUGCUGCUAACAUGGGGUGUUCAAGCUGUUCACCAGAUGAAGCCAUAAACAACAGAACCAUUAAAAGUUAUUGUGGCGAAGCUGUAAUCUAAGUGCCUUUAAGAAACGAACUGUGUUUAGUUGUGUUGGGUCGGUAGACAGUAUCGAGAUGUCUAGAGAUGGGAAGUUGUACAGAAGUCAAUAUUGUAUGUUUGUGAUGCUGAUGUUGUGAUUAUUAAACGAAUGGCUUGUCUCUUGAACAGCUUUUUUAAACAUUCUUUAUUUAUACAAUAACACAUUUUGUACAGGUAGCUGAAGAAACAAUUUGGUGGUUUGUUUGCAUGUUAACCCGGAGUUUCUAGCCGGAAAUUUGUCUUCCUGUGCCACAGUUUCUGAUUUUCUGUUACUUUUUUUUUUUUUUUUUUUAAGAAAAACUGCAACAGCAACAAAAAAAAAUGUUCUUCUGUCUUUGUUUGUGCCUUUUUUUAACUGAUCUCUUGAAUUCCGUUUUUUUAAUAAAAUCUUGGUUGUAUUUC